GCCACGUGAUUAUGGUGCAUCAUCGUCAUUGUCGUCACGGCCUUCAGGCGAGCCAUCACUGCGCGCUUAGGAGGCGAGCAACGACACCCUCGUUGCUCCAGGUGUUCCUGCUGAUACUGUGCCUUUGGCUACCGGUGCUGGACAACGGUGCUGGCUUGGUGUUGGCUUGCGGGCCCGGCAGGGGCGGCGGACGCCGUCCUGGUCUCAGGAAGCUCACGCCUUUGGUGUUCAAGCAGCAUGUGCCGAACGUUAGCGAGAACACGCUGCCGGCCAGCGGGAUCAGCGAGGGCCGCGUGUCCAGGAACGACUCCAGGUUCCAGGACCUCGUGCCCAACUACAACGCGGACAUCAUCUUCAAGGACGAGGAGGGCACCGGAGCCGACCGGCUGAUGACACAGGUGAACGAACGCUCUGACGUUGAUUAA
Molecule: messenger RNA, 425 nt
Organism: Frieseomelitta varia
Lineage: Eukaryota; Metazoa; Arthropoda; Insecta; Hymenoptera; Apidae
Product: sonic hedgehog protein A-like
Exons: 1
Coding region: 12-425 (137 amino acids)
Biological process (GO): cell fate specification; cell-cell signaling; smoothened signaling pathway
Molecular function (GO): calcium ion binding; patched binding
Source: RefSeq, a predicted model, not a curated record